GUUGAACCUCUCCUUCCACCGUCGCAGAGUCCCAGGAUAGCAUAUUGCUGUCGUCCGAGUCGCUGAGCUCCCUCUCAGUUCCUAUCACGCUCAUUCCCCUUCAUUCGAGCAGCGCUCGCUCAUCUCGCCUUGCGCGACACCUCUCCAGGACUAUAACAGCACAUUGACCGACCACGGCAGGUCACCAAACACUCAUUUGAGAUUUAUACGAUACUCGAGACGUCGCAGCGACUAUCGGAGAGCGCCCAGGCGCAUUCAAAGAACCAAACUGCGGCUCCACGCACACACACAAGACUUGAUACGAUACCAUCGUCCAAGACAAUCCGAACCAAGAUGCGCUUCAGCUCGGCCAUCGCAGCAGUUGCGCUGUUGCUAGCACCAGCAGCUCUUGCUGAUAUGCCUCCCGGAGACUGGUCGGGAGAGACCACCAUCACAAUCACAUCCUCUUUCUCCACCACCCUUACCAUUACCAAGUAUCUCACAUAUGUGAAUGCUUCUACCACCAGUUCCGGCUACCAUGUCACGCCUACAGGCUGGAACGUCACUUCUACUGCGCCCACGGCUGCAAGCACUAUCAACAAGCCAACGUUGACGGCUCCCGCUACUGCUACCCUCGGCAUUUCACCGCCUAUCGCUUCUGCAACUGGCGCGGCGAGCGCUCAUGAAAUCAACUUGGCCGUGGCCGCUCUGGCGGGUGCCGCUGCCGUCUUCUUGGGCUCGUUAUAACCACAGCCCUUUGACAUUGAAUCGACAUGCCGAGCAUGAUGCGGCAUCCAGUCGAUAUUGUUUCCUUUCCUUCCUCAUGUUUUGACUGAGUCAAUGUUUCACGUUGCGAGCACCAGUAUGCUCGUUUACACUUGUCUGGAUAACAACAACUUUCAUCUCUGAGAGAGUUUUUGAGGCACAUUGCGGAGGGGUGAUUGUCGGAAUCUUUGAUUGUACCGCAGCCGGUACUUUCACGAACUACACUACGCGUCAAAGUUGCAAAUUGGGAGAAUUACGCUAUCCACGCCCGGAGCGCAGAUGAGUCGGAGCACCAUCCGCCAUUGUACAGGACGGUGGUAUCAAGCAUGAGUGUUUGGGCAACGACGGCUCUUGCUGUUCGCACACCAGGUGGAUGAAGACCGGAAGGAAAAUGGUUCUUGGGAUAGGGGUCGCGAUAGGGG
Cladophialophora immunda is the source of this 1166-nucleotide messenger RNA. RefSeq lists its product as uncharacterized. The record is from RefSeq and is a predicted model, not a curated record. The transcript has a single exon. NCBI's taxonomy places the organism in Eukaryota, Fungi, Ascomycota, Eurotiomycetes, Chaetothyriales, Herpotrichiellaceae. The coding region runs from base 334 to 726 and encodes 130 amino acids.